This is a messenger RNA of Anthostomella pinea, 510 nucleotides long. The record is from the annotation of a GenBank genome assembly. NCBI's taxonomy places the organism in Eukaryota, Fungi, Ascomycota, Sordariomycetes, Xylariales, Xylariaceae.
AUGCAAACGCCCAAUGUCUACCCAAACGUCACAGGCCCAAAAUCUGUGUUCGACAGCUUUGUCGUGCUGGACUACGUGCUGACUCCUACGUCGACCACUCAGCCUACUUUCCUUCCCUACCACAGACUCUACAUCUGGACCUACGAAGAGAAGCUCCGCACGCUCUGUGGCUAUCCCGGCGCAGUCUCGCACUGGGAAUGGGGUCUCGACGCCGGCUCCUUUGAGAAGUCAGCCCUCUUCGACGGGACUAGGAUCUCGAUGGGCUCCGAUGGCGCGAAGGUCAACAUCACGGCCAGUGGCCCACAGUUCUUCAUGCCAGUUGGGUCGCGCGGCGGCUUGGUCACGCACGGCCCGUUCAAGAAUUAUACCGUCAACUCUGGCCCGAACACGGCGGCUGGCCGCUGGCCCCGAACCCGCGGUGUCUGCAGCGAGACCUCAAUACCGGGAUCUAGCCCCGACAUCGAGCUCUUCCAGGCCAACCUCCAGGGUAAUUUCCGGUACUCCGCCUAG